Molecule: messenger RNA, 1836 nt
Organism: Cheilinus undulatus (humphead wrasse)
Lineage: Eukaryota; Metazoa; Chordata; Actinopteri; Labriformes; Labridae
Gene: dhrs11a
Product: dehydrogenase/reductase 11a
Exons: 7
Coding region: 201-968 (255 amino acids)
Source: RefSeq, a predicted model, not a curated record
GGAUCCGAGCUCAGGCACACUGCCCGCCGCUGUCUUGGAUGCUGCACGGAUUGAGACUGGAGGCUGCUACAUCCCUACAUUUGAACACAUAGCGAAUAAUACUAGUUGCUACAUUUGUGACAGGCUUAACUAAGACGAUAAGGGUAGAUCUUGGGAACUGCUGUUUUGUGUAUUUUCCCGGUGUAAGCGGUGUGGAGGAGAUGGAGCGGUGGAAAGGCAGAGUGGCCCUGGUGACUGGCGCCUCUGUGGGGAUUGGAGCGGCUGUAGCUCGGGCACUGGUCCAGCAGGGCAUGAGGGUUGUCGGAUGCGCUAGGAGUGUCGACAAAAUAGAGAAAUUGGCAGCAGAAUGUCAGAGUGCAGGCUACAGUGGCACUCUGAUCCCUUACAAGUGUGACCUAUCCAAUGAGGAGGAGAUCCUGUCUAUGUUUUCAGCCAUCAAGACGCUGCACAAGGGCGUGGACGUGUGCAUCAACAACGCUGGACUGGCCCACAACGAGCCCCUGCUCAGCGGAAAGACGGAGGGCUGGAGAAACAUGAUUGAUGUAAAUGUGUUAGCCUUGUCGAUCUGCACCCGUGAGGCCUACAAAUCAAUGAAGGAGAGGAAUGUGGAUGACGGACACAUCAUCAAUAUUAAUAGUAUGGGUGGGCACAGGGUGGUACCAAGUGCUGAUGAGCAUUUCUACUGUGCCACCAAAUACGCUGUGACGGCUUUGACUGAGGGGAUACGGCAAGAGCUCCGAGAAGCAAACACCCACAUCAGAGCCACGUGUAUAUCUCCUGGACUGGUGGAGACUGAGUUUGCCUUCCGGCACCACAACAGUGAUCCAGAGAAAGCAGCUGCUGUGUAUGAAAGUAUAAAAUGUUUGAAAGCUGAAGACAUAGCCAGUGCAGUCACAUUCGUCCUCAGUGCCCCUCCUCAUGUCCAGAUUGGAGAUGUGCAGAUGAGGCCGGUGGAGCAGGUGUCAUAGCAGCAAGACAGGAAGCUGCAGGAGGAGCAGACAGACAGCAGCCACGGUAACUCUUUAGCGACCUCUGCUGGGCGAGGGAAGCAGGGUGGGGGGACAACAACAAAUCAACUACAGCUGCGCUGGAUCUGCAGAGACAUGGUCGGGGAGAGCCUUGAGGAGGCUGAGCGGAGGAAAUGAAGGGCGUGGACUUUGUAAAACCACUACAUAAAAAUACUACUGAAUGCUGUUUUAAAUGAGUCCUGGUCCUGAACUGAGCUGAAACUCCAAACAACAGUAGGAACAAAAAAAAAGAGGGGAGGAAGCUGCUGCUGCGCUAAUGGUCAUCUGCAUGACCAUCACUUCAGAGGGAAGAGUACGCCAUUGAUUGCACAUGUUCUUUGUUUUUUUUUUGUAGGUUAUAUGACAUAUCUUUUUAAAAUUACAUGAAAAAUUAAUGGAUGUUUUAUGAAAAAUGACAAUUUUUCUUUUGUUUAAAAUUUUUAUAAGUAUUUUAACUUCAGUCAUAGUUAGAUGUGGUCUCAUACUCACUAACCAUAAACAAACUUUACCAUACUCACUGUAACUAACCAUCAGAUAGUCCAGCCUGGCACCUUCGCACACAACACAUCAGUCAACCAGUUUUCAACCCCAUCUGAGGAAUCAGGAACACACUGAUACCCUUUUCUGUCUCUACAACCCACCUUUCUGCCUGUGUACAUUCAGUUAUUCUGCACUUUGGAUUCAUUAAUGAGUCGUGACAAGAGAAGACACUGGCAACUUCUGUAGGGAGAAGAGAAACUAACUCCAUGCACAUGUAUACCCUAGAAAUGUGUACCCCUCAGUGGAAAUUUCUCCUUAAACGAAUAAAUAAAAAUGGAUUGCCCUGAAA